Messenger RNA from Carassius auratus (goldfish), 3262 nucleotides. Its product is annotated as FERM domain-containing protein 6-like. NCBI's taxonomy places the organism in Eukaryota, Metazoa, Chordata, Actinopteri, Cypriniformes, Cyprinidae. The record is from RefSeq and is a predicted model, not a curated record. Gene Ontology annotation, biological process: positive regulation of hippo signaling. Gene Ontology annotation, cellular component: cytoskeleton; cytoplasmic side of apical plasma membrane. The coding region runs from base 268 to 1974 and encodes 568 amino acids. The transcript has 14 exons.
GUUUUUAGUGCGGUGUAAUGAAACCUCCCCCCCUCGCAGCGGUGAUUUGGUUCGGUCCUAUCGACAGCUCCGAUUCUCUCAUCAGUGAGUUGUACUACAACAGCAUCAAACUGGAAAACAAACGUGCACUCGCGAUUUUAAUAAGCGAUAAUCACAAUGAAGGAGCCAAUAUCUGUGAGCAAAGCAACUUGAAGAGAAAGAGGCCAGUGUGAGUGUGUGACUGUAUGUCUGUGUACACAUAUGUAUGUGGAUGAGCUUGCAUAGGCCAUGUCUGUCCCCACAAAACAAGAGAGGACAGUAUGUGUCCUCCUUCCCACAAAGGAGACACUGGACAUCACAGUGGGGUUGAAAGCAACAGGUCAAGAUGUGUUUCACCGUGUCUGUGAGCUUCUCGGGGUUAAAGAGUUGCACUACUUUGGAUUGACUUUAGUCAAAGACAAUGAGUACAUCUUUCUGGACCUGGAAGAGAAACUUGCCAAGUACUUCCCUAAGGAAUGGAAACAGGACUCAGGGAAGCAGGGGUCACAGAGGAGGUCAAUCCCUCCCCUGCUCUGUCUGAAGGUCCAGUACUAUGUGGAGAACGGCAGACUUCUCUGUGAGCGUAGAGCAAGAAAACUGUACUACUUUGAUCUGCGGGAACGUGUCCUGCGCUCAGAAUGCAGACAGCAGGAGGAAGUGUAUUUCCAGCUGGCAGGAUACGCCCUGCAGGCCGAUCACUCUGACCACCGCUCGGACGGCCACAGUCGGGGACACGCUGCGUAUUUCCAACCCAAAGAAUACUUUCCACCCUGGAUAAUUGCGAAGCGUGGCAUUGACUACCUGCUGUGUCACGGGCCCAAGGUUCAUAAAGAGCUGUGGGGGAUGUCCUCACGUGACGCCAUCCUGCUCUUUAUCAGAGAAUCUUGCCGUCUGGAGGAUGUCCCAGUCACCUUUUAUCGCCUACAAAAGGACAAGAAAGAAGAGAAAGGUUCAGCACUCCUUGGACUCACUCUGCGAGGAAUGCAAGUGUAUCAGGAGGUGAACAAUGUGCGUGAUCUGCUGUAUGACUUCCCCUGGUUUCACGUGGGACGACUCACUUUUCUGGGGAAGAAGUUUGAGAUCCAGCCGGAUGGUUUGCCCUCUGCGAGGAAGCUGGUGUAUUACACGGGUUCAGCCUUUCGUUCCCGACAUCUUCUGCUGCAUUUAAGUUCCUGUCACAGAUUGUACCUCAGUUUGCAACCUGCACUCAAACACCUGCGGCAACUUGAGGACUCAGAGGAGAAGAAGAGGUACCGUGAAUCGUACAUUAGUGAUGAGCUCGACCUGGAUCAGCCAUGCAGCGAGGGCAGUCCCCGUCUGUCUAGACACUCCACCAGCAGCUCUGGCAUUGUGGCAGACGCCAGGCAAGUCUCCACAGAGAUGGUUUCUAUGGUGGAGAAGGAAAAGCCCUUCAUCUCCGCUGUCAGUCAUGGCUCCUCACAAACCUUUGGCAUUGACACCAGCAGCAAAGCUCAGACUGAUGAAGAUGAGUGGCAGGAGGAAGGUUUGCAGGAGGUGGUGAAGGAGCCCGGGGAGGUCUCUGUGGAUGACCCUGUGGAUAUCUUGCGAUUGGCUGAGCUGCUGGAGGGCGUGUCCAUCGACUGUCCCACCAUCCAAUCAGAUACCGAAUCUAAAGGUCCACAAAUGAGAUCAGUUACAGGCAAUGAUCAAAUGGACCUUUGUGAUCCAGAUAACAUGAAACAGGUUUCGAAUCAGAAGGCUCGUAACCCGGCCGACCGCUACAGUCUGAGUCUGGAUGACGUGCGACUGUAUUCCCCCCUUCUCCCUCUGGGAACGGCAUCGGUUCCAGUCACAUCCGUCAGCUACACGUUUGGGCUUCCGCACUCCCCGACCAGCCCGUGUCCAGACAGUACUUCAUUCUGUGUCCAGCGCUCCACGAACUGCCUAUCUCUGGACCUGCUGGAUGAUAACCAGUUGCUGGAGCUUGUCCUUUAAGAAACUGAGAAGACUGCUGUUGUCUUGCCAUUAAACUGGACAGAAAAAUAAAGACAAAACUGAGGCAUUAAAAGGACACAUUUUUAUCAGGAAUUUCAUUAAAACUCAACCAAUGUGUUUCUAUGCUGUAUGACAGUAUGAACAAAUGUGGGUUUUUUUGUUAUCAAUUUUUUUUUUACAAAUCUUCGGUCAUGUAGAAUUUUGUGUUGAACUUUUUUUAAAGAACAUUGUUAAUUAAGUAACAUUAAGAGAAGCAAAGCAUUACUACUCUAACACUGGGCCUUGAGAAAAUGACUUGAUAAAACCGUCUCUUCCAAGUAAAUUCCACAAUAAGCAACAGGAGUUCUCGCCCACACUGAACUUUCAUUGGUACAAAUCCUGUUCUGCAUGGCAGAAGUGUAUAUUAAACAACUAAACAAAACAUUUCCACAUUCUUUGUGGACAGAAUAAUUACUUGUUGGAUCACAUCUACUUAGGACAUGUUGAAACAUGUUAUGCUACAAAUAUGGUUUAGGGAAAGAAACUUUGGACCGCUGAAUUUCACAUUUGCUCUAAGAUAGCUUGAGAAUGUCAAAAUCUGAGGAACAUUCUCUGAAUUACAUUAUGAGAACACAUAGAAGCUACCAGAAAAUCCACUGAGUGCACAAAAACAAGUCCUAUACUCGUGCAAUAAAAUGCCAUGCAUUCCUUUAAACAAAGACUUUUAACUUGGGAGAUUGUCUGGCUAAUCAGUCCUUAAUAUCAAAUAUGAUAGAAGAAUUCACUUCUUUUUCAGUCAUGAUAAGGCACUGAACAUGCUCCACAUUUUCCCGUUUAAAACUAUAAUUGUGUACAAACAAUACUUAUGUUCCUGAAUUACAAAGCAUGUGUGAAGUGAACCCGCUUGAAACAGCAACUGGAACUAGGUUAAAAGGUCAAACCAAAAUAUUCCAUGUCUGUUUUCUAUGAGAUCUAACCACUGGUUUAAUAUAACAUCACUUAGUUCUUUUAUAACACAUGUAACGUUGAACUGAGAUGAACUUUUAAGAACAAUAGGAAAAGUCUCGUUCGUUGCAUUUAGAUCAUUGUUUGUUUUGUUCAGGAUACAUGGAACUCUUUUUUUCCCCCCAAUAAUUACAAAACACACAUCAAGCCCUCAGAGGUUGUGUAUAUAGUGGAGGGUGUCAUUUCUUCAUUUAUGUAUUGUAGACACUCAUCCUAUUAAAAUCAUUCUCAUAUAAGUGUUCCUUUCAGUGAAAGGAAAAGCACCAAGAAUGAAAAGUAUGAAUAAACACAUUUUGAAGUUCCA